This is a messenger RNA of Rhineura floridana, 4384 nucleotides long. Its product is annotated as zinc finger protein 345-like. The coding region runs from base 193 to 2325 and encodes 710 amino acids. NCBI's taxonomy places the organism in Eukaryota, Metazoa, Chordata, Lepidosauria, Squamata, Rhineuridae. The record is from RefSeq and is a predicted model, not a curated record. The transcript is spliced from 2 exons. Gene Ontology annotation, molecular function: DNA-binding transcription factor activity, RNA polymerase II-specific; RNA polymerase II cis-regulatory region sequence-specific DNA binding. Gene Ontology annotation, biological process: regulation of transcription by RNA polymerase II.
UGCAAAGGAAAUCGACUCUAGAGAAGAAGCUGGUUGUUUCCAUUUCCCUUUGCUUGCUGAUAAUUUUGAGUCUGUUACUUUAAAAAACAAUUCUUUUUUUUGCAUUUAUUCCAAAAUAUGGGAUGGAUCUGAAAUCGAGUGGGAGGAAUUGGGAUUGUAACCGAGGAUGAGGAGAACCAUCUCCAGCAAGAAAUGGAUCGCCGUUGGCAAAGGUUUCAAGGAACACAUUCUCAGUCCAUGGAGGAAUCUUGUUUGUCUAAAGGGUCCUCCGAGGAGGACCUCCGAGAUGGGAAAAGCCGAGCAACGUGGGAAAACCCACAGUGGCUGGACCCUGGAGGAGAACCUGACAGGGAGGAGGCCUCUGAGAGUAGCUCAGUGGUCUUCAUUGAAGAGCAGGGAGACAUUGGAUGUGUGUCUGAUUUAGAGGACGUUGGGGAGAUCUCUGCCCGGAUGGAGGACACCAUAGGGGAGAGCCCCUUUGGGGAAAACACAGAGGUAUUUCUUUAUCCAAAGGGGCCUCUGCCAGGAUAUAAGUUUGCUGUAGAAGAACCUGAGGAAACGGCUUACCAAGGAGAAGGCCGCAAUGAAGCUGAGCUGAUCCUCUGUCCUGAGGCAGCUCUGAGAAGGGAGGAUUCUGAGGAGGAGCAGGGGAAUACCGGGGGCAUUGGUUAUGAGGGUGGAUCCUCCCUUGGCCUUGAAUCUGAGAUGACCCUUGAUCCUGAGGGAUCCAAUGGGGAGGAAUCUGAAGAGGUUCCUUGUUGGGGAGGAGUUGACUUAGAGGACACAGACAUUGGUAGGGAAUCUGAGGCUGUUGUUUACCAAGAUGGUUCUCUGGUAAGGGAGGGAUCCAGUGGGGAGGAGCAUGAAGAGAUCCGGUCUCAGCAGGGCUCCCUUUCUGGGGUUGGAUCGGAUGAAGAGGCAUUUGGUGGGUGGGCCAUACCUCUGGAGGAACUGGCUGUAGAGCAACGGCCUUCCAAGCCGCGCCACAUCUGCAGUGAAUGUGGCCGCAGCUUGGCCAGCCAUUCGGCCCUUGUCCGUCAUUGCCUUAUCCACACCGGAGAGCUCCCUUACGCUUGCACAGAGUGUGGGCGCCGCUUCCGACAGUCCUCGGCCCUUGUCCGCCACCUUCGGGCCCAUCGGGGUGAGCGCCCGUAUGUUUGCGGUGAGUGUGGCAAAGCGUUUGGGGUCAGGUCGGCGCUGGUUCGCCACCAGCGGGCUCUGCAUACAAGUGAGAGGCCCUACGUUUGCGGGGAGUGCGGUAAGGCCUAUGCAGACCUUUCUGUCCUGACAAAACACCAGUUGAUCCACAUAAAUGGGCGGCCAUUUUCCUGUCCCGACUGCGGCCAGUCGUUUGGCCAUCGCACCACCUUGAAUCAACACCGGCGCAUCCACACGGAGGAGCGGCCAUACCGUUGCACGGAAUGUGGACAAACCUUCCGGCAGAACUCUGCUCUGGCCAAUCACCGGCAAGUCCAUUCGGGACAGCGCCCUUUUUCUUGCCAAUAUUGCAGUAAAGCCUUUGCUGGCAGGCCUACUCUCGUCCAACAUCUCCGGACCCACACAGGGGAAAAGCCAUACAGUUGCCCAGACUGCGGCCGUCAGUUCAGCACCAGCUCCAACCUCCUGCAGCACCGGAGGAACCACCUUGGCGAGCGCCCUUUUGCCUGUUCCCUGUGCGGUCGGUGCUUUGCCCGGCGGCCAGACUUGGCUCGCCAUUAUGUCACCCAUGCAGAAGGCAGCGUCAGGCCUCACCGCUGUGCGGAGUGUGGGAAGCGCUUUGUGGAGCUGGCUGACCUCGAGCAGCACCAAGCAACGCAUCGCGGGGAGCGGCCCUAUGUCUGCAGCUACUGUGGCAAAUCCUUCAUGGAAGCUACCACGCUGGCCCGGCACCGGCGGUCGCACCUUCCCACGACUCAGCAGGCCUACAAGUGUGAGGAGUGUGGGCAGACCUUUGGGCAGAGUUCUGACCUCCUGGCCCAUGGGCGGGUCCAUAGUGGGGAGCGCCCCUAUUCCUGUGCAGACUGCGGCAAGGCCUUCGGGCGCAGCUCCAAUCUGUCUCGCCACCGGCGUGUGCACACCCACGAGCGUCCGUACGUCUGCGGGGACUGCGGGAAGAGUUACACCCAGAGCACCCAUCUCAUGGAGCACCAGAGGCAGCACACUGGUGAGCGGCCCUAUGAGUGUGUGGACUGUGGGCGGUCCUUUGGCAAGAAGGGACACCUGGACUCGCACCAUCGUGUGCAUUGCAUCUUGCCUGGACCCCACAAAGGGGCUGAUGCGCCCCUUGCAGCACAUGCUGAUUCGAGCAGUCCGCAGGGCAUAUGAAGGAAUCUGGCAGGGAUGGGAGGUUGGGGUGGUGGUGGUGGGCAAGCGGUCAGAGCAAGCUUUGAAUUUUAGAAUGGCUUAGCCCCAUCACUGCUUCUGAUUGCCACAGUUCUUUCCUAAUGAUAAUGAACAUGUGCAGAGUUCCUUUACAGCGAGGGGCCCACCACCAUGUAUCCCUGCAACCAGCUCCCGUGUGUCUGGGAUUAUAGGAGAGGGUAUGAUUGGGUGGAGGCAGGCAGGUGUGAACCCCUGCACCUUUCGGGUUAGCAAUUUCAUGCGCUGGGUAAAAGUUUUUGGAAGUGGCCAAUGUUAAAUGUUUGGUGAUGGCAUGAUAGGCUGUUGGUCAAAAAGGACAGGUAUGGGAUUGAAUGGCCUUCCCUCAACUUGGUGCCCUUCAGAUGUUUUGAACUGCAACUCCCACUCUCAUCUACAGGGGAACUCCAGCCCAGGGGUCAAAUGUGGCCCUCCGUGUCUCUGUCUGGCCCUUGGAACUCUCCUCAGCCACACCCCUUCUCCCCAGGCCACGCUCCUUAUUGGCCCUGCUCAGUGCCCUCUUUGAGUGUUUUUGCUUGGUUUGAAUGUGUCCUUGCACUCUGAUAAUGUUUCUCGCUUGCCUGGGUGUAGGAUAGAAAGGGAUUUGCUAGUGUCUGUAUAGUAGCCUUCUCUAUAAAGGUAAAAUGUAUAUUUGUUGCCCCACUCACUUUUCCCUCUGGCCCCACCCACUGCUGGCAUGUAUCCCUUGGAAGGCUACCCAUAAGGGAAUGUGCCUCUUGGGGUUGAAAUAAUGUUCCAUGUCCUCGAUCCUUAUCCUUGGCCAUGCUGGAUGGGGUUGAUGGGAAUUGGGAGUCCAAAAUAUCUGAAGGGCACUUGGUCGGGGAACACUGUAUUAGAAUUUUGGGGUGGCCCAGUGGAAUCAAUUGGCAAUAGAUUUGGGAGAAAUGAAAAGCAGUAAGGUACACGCCUUUAAUGUAUGGAACGGGCUGGCUGGGGCUGAUGGGACUUGUAGCACCAGGCCAGGUUGGGAAAGGCUGGGCUGGAACAGAGGAGUCUAAAUUCCCAGUAUCGCCCACUUCUUCCUUCCAGAUCUGGGAUGCAGACACAGUAGUCCUGGGCUUGUGACUCCUAACUGCAACUAUAGCCACCAAAUUCCACUCACCUCCCUGUAGGAGGAAAGUCAACCCUCCUGGAUUCUGUUCUGCUCUUUUUCAGUUCCGACUUCUUGAGCCCCAUUUUUCCCUUUCCAAAAUGCAGAGAGAAACCAGCAGUCCCGUCUCCUGUUACUACCUUUUGAGAUGUUUAAAUAUUAUCCCCAUAUCAUCAUGUCAGAAUCCCAGAACCCUCCCUGUCCCCCUCAGCCAUUGGAAUCCAAGCUCUGUCCCAAGAAGGUCGGCCCAGAUUAACUCCGGGGAAAUCAAGUUUAAAAAAACUGGGCUGCAGAACAGUUUAGCACUGUGAUGUCCUCAAGAACUGCACUGCCUCACAACUGUUGAGCUGACAUGCUUUUCUUUGGUUCUGCAAAUAGCAUAAAAUAAUCUCCCCAUUCGUAUAUUCAGUAAGAGGCUGAGAAUGUCUGUGUAUAUGUUAACGUGUGAGAUUUAUUUCAUAUAUAUAUUCACAUCAAACAGAAGUAUUGAUUUUUCUUUACAUGGUAAGUAAAUAAUUAAAGGUUUCCUGUGAGCUCGAAGCUUGCAUCCAAUGAGGAUGACAUUACGUCCCUUUUCCCCCCAAUCAGCAUUUGCUGGGAGGGUGGCUAAUUCUGCUUCAUGUCAUUCAAUCACUCCCACUGCAAAGGCUCAACCAGCGAUGCAGUUAGGUUAUUUUAGAGUCUGGAUGUAAACUGUCUUGCACCCCACCCUCACCCCUUUUUAAACAGUAAUGUCUAUUACUUCAUUUACCUUUACAAAAAUAAAGUAAGCUGGGCCUGCUGCAUUUGGGGGCCCUCCUACCCGUUCUGCUGAGUAAGACCCUAGAUUUCUGCCUGAAAGUCUUGGGCCCAAUGGCAGCGUUAUCUGCCCUCAGAAGAGAGGUUGUGUUGUGUUCCUGCAUGAGUUGCUAUUCU